Prorocentrum cordatum is the source of this 1221-nucleotide messenger RNA. The record is from the annotation of a GenBank genome assembly. NCBI's taxonomy places the organism in Eukaryota, Dinophyceae, Prorocentrales, Prorocentraceae.
AUGGGUCUCAUCUCGGUGCCCCUGGGGUCGCCGAGGGCGAACGGGGCCAACAUCACGGUGGAGGACGCCGCGAUGGCGCGGGAGGCGUUCUUGGGGGCCGCGCGUGCCAUAGGCCUGACGGGCCUGGCGGCGUGCGGUGCAGAUUCGGCGCUUCAGAAGGUAUCGGAGGCUUGCUUCUCGCUCUUCAGGAAGCAGGCUUCCGUCGCUGCUCGCCCUUGGUCGCGGUGCUCCACGUGCCGCCGCUGCGAGUACGACGACAUCCUCUUCGGCCAGAGCUGGAAGUGCGUCUGCGGGAGCCGCGUGACGCAGUACCGCCCGCCGUCCCAGCCGCGCUCUCGGGGACAGCACGGCGGCCGCUCGCGUGGCGAUCCAGCUCCAGCAGCUCCCCCAGCCGACGUGAGCAACCCGCUCGAGGCCUUGCUGCGCCCAGGUGCCGCCUCGUCGGCCUCUUCAGGCCCUGUGCCGCCCGAGUUGCUGGCCGCUAUGAAGGUGGUGGAGGCCCACGCGCAGGCGGCGGCGGAGCGGGCAGCCAAGCCCGCCAAGGCGCCAUCGCCUGACGCUGCACUUCGCCGCGCUUCGGGCGAAUGCCGCGAUCUUCAUCGCCGUCAUCAGGCGGCCGUGGACCAAGUUCUUCGCUGCAGGAAAGCGCUCCUGCUGGCCGAGAAUCGGGAGAAGGAAGUGGCCCUUCUUUUGGCCGAGGCGGAGGCCGCCAAGCAGAAGGCCGCCGCUGCUGUCGCUGCGCUUGGACCAGUCGCUGGCCCCGCCUCGACGACCGCGCCUGCGGCUACUGCGCCUGCGGCUUCGGCGGAGUCAGGCGACCUCUUCUCCUUGCAUUGGGACGAUGCGGUGUUCGACGAGGGCGUCCUCUGCGAGCUCGAUCCCGACGAGCAGGCCACGUUGGCCGCGCUGAGGAAGGAGCUGCUCGCGGCGAAGGACCUGUUGCAGUCGCACUCGAGCGAGGUCCGCGUGAAGCUCACCGCGGCCAAGCAGCUCGCCGCCAUGGGCCGGCAGAGGAUGGCCAAGAAGCGGAAGAGCGACGCUGACGGGGCGCCAGCUGGACAGGCCGCUGCCGAGAGCUCCGCGGCCACUCCUCGGGUGCGCUUCGAGGACUCGCCUCCUGCCGCGGGCGCGUCUGCUGGAGCGAGCUCGUCCCCCGACGAGGCUUCGCUGGCAGCCGCUGCAGCCAAACUCAGCCAGGCUAAGUUCGCCGCGGCGCAGCAG